Molecule: messenger RNA, 159 nt
Organism: Trichoderma citrinoviride
Lineage: Eukaryota; Fungi; Ascomycota; Sordariomycetes; Hypocreales; Hypocreaceae
Exons: 2
Source: RefSeq, a predicted model, not a curated record
GCCAAGAAGAAGGCCACCGACGCCGGUGCCAAGAUCACUCAGGAGUACAGCCUGAUCAAGGGCUUCGCCGUUGAAUACCCCGAGGGCACUGUUGUCGCGCUCGACCAGGAGCCUAGCGUUCAGUCUGUCGAGAAGGACCAUGUUGUCACCACGCAGUAA